Molecule: messenger RNA, 2485 nt
Organism: Drosophila biarmipes
Lineage: Eukaryota; Metazoa; Arthropoda; Insecta; Diptera; Drosophilidae
Exons: 2
Coding region: 291-2261 (656 amino acids)
Source: RefSeq, a predicted model, not a curated record
CGAAGAAAUAUAAAAAUAUAAAUAUAAACGACUUUUUUCAAACAAGAAGGGAAACUAAUAAAAAAAUUAUUUAAAGUACGAUAUAAAGGAGCCAAAGUGUAUUAAAUGGAAAGUUUUUGUUCAUUGAUACGAUUUUCAAGUGAAAAAAACUCGAGUAACCAGAGUAAAAUGAGAAGUCAUAAAUCAAAAAAGAGAAAAAAUUGCCAAAGAUUGCUUCGGAGAACUAAGUUUUACAGUUCAUGACUAUAAAAGCGUCACCCAUCUUCAAUCGGCAGUAAGAGAAAAAGAACAUGGGUAAUCAUCCACAGACCGGGAAACUGCUGUUUCUGUCAUGUCUGGCUACCGCGUUAUUAGUACCUUUAGGAACUCUUGCAGUUGGUCACAAAGACAUCCCACUUUCUGUUGGGUUGGUACAUCGCAGCAAGCGAACCAUGACUACGAUAUGCGUCGAGAUUACGCCAAGUAGUUCGCAGGAUGAGCCCUAUUAUAUGUGCCGGGAUCCUAACUUCGGUGGCGAGAAUGUACAGCAAAAUUGUGUGGAGGUCAGAAACCAAGGCGCCCAGGGAGAGCCGUUUUAUAUGUGCCGAGAAGUGGAAUCCACAACUCUCGGUGCUAGGAAGCGUUCCCACCCAGGAUUUUCGACACCUUUAAAUUUUCAUGACGGAAUAAAACAUGAUUCCGGUCACAACUUUCCGUUCUUUCCCGCAUUUGAUGGCUGGUCAACUACCAAUAAGCACGACCAUCCGGCGCGCUCAACGACAUAUCAGGAUAAGCCCCACCAUCAUCCUCUUUCUCAACAGCAACAGCCCCACGCCCAUUACAGGUUCUACGGAACCCACUUGGUUGCCCCUUCGUCUGCACCUUCAGUGACGUCGUAUGGUUUCCCAAAAUUUUCUCAACCAAUCGUGGACAGUCCGCCAACCAAUUCUCCAGGAAGCUUACCUGGACCGGGCGCAGCGGCCACGACCCCUUCGCAUGAUACUGAAGAACCUGUGCAGAUUUCGAAUGUCAGAAACAAGGAAAGAAUAGUCGGGCACAAUCAGCGUCGGUUUAAUUUUGAAAAUGAUAUUCUGGCCGUGACGGAUGAGGUGUUUCAGCGAGACAAGCUCAACCAAGAACUCGGCAGACCAAGAAAGCAAGCCUAUCCUGAGGAUCAGUUAAUGCGGGUGUCCCUGUCAGAUACGGAGAAACCCGAAAAUGAUCCGGUUAUGAAAGCUUUUUAUAGCAGUUUGGCAGGUGCGGAAGUCGUGGCACAAGCUGGUAACAAACCGGCUUAUGUACCAAUAGAACCGACGGGUGAAAUGGCAUCCAGAUACAGUCCAUACGAAAUCCAAUACCUAGGAGCCUCUGCUUCACCAUCGCUGUCACCACCUCCUUCAACAUACUCUGAAGCUGAACUCUCAAAUGCCCCCAACCAAUACUGCAGUGGACAUAGUACCUCAGUUCCCACUUUUCAUUGCCUAACUCAGCCGGAUAAACGGGUAAGCCUCAGAAGCUCUUGUCCAAGUUUCCAGCCAGUUAUUAUAACCAUGCCUUGCUACGGCCAACGGCAGCCAGCGCCAUAUAUCGAUCUGCCGAGAACCCAACCUGAAAUAGCAAGAAGUCAAUCCAUGGUCAUUCCCUUUGGUGUUGAUCAGGGUCCUAUAAUAAGUCCAUUCGAAUUGGGCUUUGGGUCGGGUAGCCAGUUUGGAAGUCCUUUUGGCAUGAAACCUCAAAUAGGAGCCCAGGAAUAUGACAUGGAACACCAGGUGGGUGCCCCCUUCGGCAUGGGAAUGCGAUUCGGCAUGGGUUGGAACCCCUUUGGCCCAUUUGGAACGCUUAACCCCUUUAACCACUUCAACAGAAUCCUAGGAGGGCCGACUGCCAGCGUUUUAGCACCCAAACACAUUCAGCGGGUGUUCAAUAUUAAUCAUGACGAUAAAGUUAGAUUGACCACAGAAACAGCACCGCACUCAGAAGCACCAACCGCAAUAUCAGUAAAACUGCACUUUUCUAGUAGCACUCCGACGCCUUUCACACCAGAACACCCUAACCCCAUUUUGGGCACUCACCAUGACAGUUUCGAGGAUGAAGACCUUCAUGAAGAUUACAAGGCGGAGACCACACCCCUCCCGGUAUUGGAGGCAAACGAUUCCACCCCUGAAAUUCCGGGCAUCGUAAGCAAGGCUGCGGAUCUUCUUAAGCCCAAACAACGCAAGCGGCACAAUUCUCGCUCUAUUGGACGCAUCUCCCAAAAACAAAGAUACCUUCAGCAGUUGUAGCAGCUUUACAUGUAAAUGGUUCCCUAACAAUGAAUAAAGUGGUAUUUCUAUUUCCAAAGAAGAAUGGUAGGAUCAGAAUCUAAACCAAAACACAAUUUUUUGCGUUUUCAAAAGAAAAUCGAAAGAACGAUUUGAUAGCUUAAGCAGUAGCUCGGCUAAUAGUUUAUGUUGGUUAUGUUUCUGAGCAUAUAAAGUAUUUAUAUUCUUGAUCAGGAUUACAAACG